This is a messenger RNA of Biomphalaria glabrata, 3521 nucleotides long. Its product is annotated as kynurenine 3-monooxygenase-like. The transcript has 15 exons. NCBI's taxonomy places the organism in Eukaryota, Metazoa, Mollusca, Gastropoda, Planorbidae. Gene Ontology annotation, cellular component: mitochondrial outer membrane. Gene Ontology annotation, molecular function: NAD(P)H oxidase H2O2-forming activity; kynurenine 3-monooxygenase activity; FAD binding. The record is from RefSeq and is a predicted model, not a curated record. Gene Ontology annotation, biological process: quinolinate biosynthetic process; L-tryptophan catabolic process; NAD+ metabolic process. The coding region runs from base 158 to 1561 and encodes 467 amino acids.
UUUUUUUAAAAUGAGUUGGCAAGAUUGCUUCUCCUUAAAUUCCCUUCGCACUUGUUAGUUUAAAUAAAAACAAACAAUACUGACAAGGCCACCAAGCAAAAACACUUCCAAACUUUUUUUAGUCGUCGACAAAGUCAAUCACAUCUAGAAAUCUAUAAUGUCAUUCCACCAAGAAAAAAAGAAACAUGUGGCAGUUUGUGGUGGAGGUCUGGUGGGUGCUCUGAAUGCUUGCUACAUGGCCAGAAGAGGUUACAAGGUGGAUCUAUACGAAAUGCGACCAGAUAUUAGAACCAUGAAAGUGGUAAGAGGAAAGAGUAUCAACCUGGCUUUGUCUUGUAGAGGUAGAGAAGCAUUAAAACGUGUGGGACUUGAGGAUGCUGUCACCAAGUAUGGUAUUCCUAUGCAUGCACGCAUGAUCCAUGACCUGAAUGGGAGACGACGACCAAUAUUAUAUGGCACAAAAGAUCAGUACAUCAUGUCCAUUGACAGACGUCUGUUGAAUGAAAUUAUGCUCUCAGCUGUUGAGAAGUUUCCUGAUGUGGAGAUACAUUUCUCUCAUAAGUUGACCACAUGUAACUUUGAGACUGGAGAGGCUACCUUUGAGAAUGAGCAAGGACACAAAGUAACCAAACAGUUUGACCUGAUUAUUGGCUGUGAUGGAGCAUACUCAGCUGUCAGGAAACAGAUGAUGAAGUUAAGCAGAUUUGACUAUCAGCAGACGUACAUACCCCAUGGCUACAUGGAACUCAAUAUCCCACCAAACAGUCAAAAUGAAUUUGCAAUGGAAAUAAAUUAUCUUCACAUUUGGCCAAGAAAUGAAUAUAUGAUGAUAGCACUACCAAAUCUGGAUAAAUCUUUCACAACCACUUUAUUCAUGCCUUUUGAAAUGUUUGAAGCCAUCACCACUGAGGAAAAGCUCAUCCAGUUUUUUAAAGAAGAGUUUCCUGAUGCUCUUCCCUUGUUAGGACAAGAGGAACUGAUCAAAACAUUUAUGUCCAGCAAAGCUCUUCCUCUCAUUACUGUCAAGUGCCAUCCCUAUCAUGUGAAUAACAAAGCAGUUCUCCUUGGAGAUGCAGCCCAUGCCAUGGUGCCUUUUUAUGGACAAGGGAUGAACUGUGGUAUGGAAGAUUGUAUCAUUCUGGAUGAAAUAUUGGAUGCAUAUGAGAAUGAUUUCUCUAAAGCUCUGCCAGCUUAUACAAAAAAGAGAAACCCUGAUGCUAAGGCUAUUUGUGAUUUAGCCAUGUACAACUACAUAGAGAUGAGGUCAAAGGUUAACACUACAAGUUUCCUGAUCAGAAAAAAACUGGAUAAUUUACUUUUCAAGAUAUUCCCAAAGACAUGGGUGCCUCUCUACACUAUGGUUUCUUUCACAAGAAUUGGUUAUCAAGAGGCCAUCCAACGCAGAGAGUGGCAAGAUCAGGUCCUGACUCGAUGUUUAACAGUACUGGGCAUCACUGGAGUAGUGGGCCUAGGGGUUAUGACCUAUCAGCUCAGUCAAAACUAUGUUCACUGGUCUGAGAGGGUGCAGAACAUUUUGAGUCAAUUUGGAAUGGUCUAUUAACUUGGUGAACUAAUGGUGUUAUUAAACAUUCCAGAUGAGUACAACUAUGUUACUUAAUUUCCUAAUCUCAUGUUUAAUCUAGUCACAUGACUCCCCUUGGUUUACUUACACUAUCAAUACUUAAGGAAAAUAAUGAUUUAAGUCAUUUCAAAAAGACUAAAUGCUUAUGAUUAUUACAAUGAAUACAAUAUAGUUUGUUUUGCUGAAAAGCUAAAAAAAAAAUUUAUUUUCAAUGUGUAUAGAUAUUAAACCUAUUGUAAACUCAAUUAGGGAAAAAAGUUGAAUUUGUCUGUUGGAAAAGUCUUACUUAGAAUUACAGACAAGCAGUAUUUAUUUUAUUAAGCCAAAAAUUGAUAAAUAUUUUAGUGUCAUACACAAUAGAGGCAGUUGUUGAAUUGUAAAAAAAAAAAAUGCUGGAUUGUCAUUUUUGCUUUCAGGGGUGUUUUUUUUUUCUGUUGGUACAAGUUAAAAGAAAUAAAAUAGCUUAGAGACCAUUUUAAUAGACCUGGUCUUACAAAUACAAUAUUUAUAACUGUUAUACCUCUUUAAUGAAAAGACACUAAUGGUCCUUUAGUUGUUGUUUUUUUUUUUACAAUUCCUCUAUUCAGGUUGCACAUUCAUUGGCAAAAGCAUCAAAUAUCAAAAACGUGGACAUGGUUCUUGAAAACAUCUCUAACGAUUUUCCUAAAAAUUUGACUGUUGAUCUACAUCUUUGGGAAAAGAAUUAGUAGCUAUUUGGCCACACUGGGAAAACUCUAGUUUGACCAUUAUAAUUUUUUCCAAUAAAUUAUAUAAAAUUAGGAUAGAGAACUAGAAAAUAUUUAUCUUGAACAGACUUUGUCUUCGGGUAUUUCCACAUGUAGAACCUAUUAAGGAAUUUAAUGAAUUAAUGUUCAGGAACAUUUUGCGCACAGUCUUCUAAAUUUACAUCUAAAGGGUUAUCAUUGGAAUAUUCUAAUGUCUAAUACAUUCAUACUUUUGCUUGACCAGGAUUUGUUUCGGGGGGAGUGUAACAGUCAUUAGUUAUUAAGAGCGAAAUAAUUGCCCUAUAAGAUGUAUAAAAUGAGGAAUAGUCUGUGAAAAAAUUAUUUAUUUUUCUUGCUUUUAAUUUUGCCAAAUUUGAUUGUAAAAUUUAAUGUAUUGGAUGACAAUAUUUUGUUGACAAGAUACUUGUAUCGAUUUAUUUAUUUUCUGAUAUUUUGUAAUUGUAAUACAUGUUCCUUAAGCAAGUAACUUGCAUAGACAUUGGUUGUGUUGUUUGCUGUCAGUACCUGGUAUGUAUUGUGUGUGUUUAAAUACUGUCACCUGAAAUUCGGCAGACAGAUUAUACAUUUAAAAAACAAACAAACAACUCACUUGUGAUGUGUUGGUCAAAGUGUAAAGAAGGUAUGUCAGUGCUCAAAGUGUAUAGAUGUAAAUACACAUUUUGAUUUUUAUUCAAUUAAUGUAUAGCAACUCAUUAUUGGACAUUUGCUAUUCUAGACAUUGUAAUGUGACAUCCAUUGUAUGCAUUGGUUUGCAGAAAGUUUUGAUUUGAUGCAUGACUAUUUCAUGGACUCAUUUAUAACCAUAUUGUUUCUACUAGAUACUAGUCAACAUACUUUCAUAUUGAAGGAAAUACAAUAAUGAAUUACCAUAAAGUACUGAGUUAAAGGAUGUGAUGUUUACAGCUGUUGUUAUCAAUUCAGUCUUUCAAUUUGUUUUUUAUUGCUUCAGUAUUUGCUAGUAUUAGUUGUGUUCAAACAUCAUUUAAUGACCACCUCUAUUUACUGUAUAAAGUAUUAUAAGAAGAUCUGCUUGCUAUUUACAUUAGUUAGUUCUUGUACUUCCUGGCUGAAGGUUAUAGUGAUGUUCAAGUCUGUCACAAUGUUGACAUUAUUACAUAUUUACAUUUUUACUAUCUACUGAUUUUAUCUGGAAAUUUUACUUGAAAUAAAUCUCUAUAUUUACUAAGAAAAUA